AUGUUCCGCUGGUACAAAGAGUCAGCCGUCUGCUUUGCGUUCUUGUCAGAUGUGCGAAGCCGGGCUCGCACACGAUGUUUGUUCGGAAACUCUCGCUGGUUUACUCGAGGCUGGACCCUUCAAGAACUCAUUGCGCCUCGGGAGGUCCUUUUUUACGACAAGCAUGGGAACUUCACUGGAAGUAGGUCAUCGUUAUCAAUCAAGAUUCAAGAUAUAACCGGCAUCCCCAUUAAAGAGCUAGAGACCAAGUUACUUCAUAGGUUUGCUCCCGCUGUGAGAUUAGGGUGGGCAAGAAAAAGAAACACAUCACGCAAAGAAGACAUAGCAUAUUGCUUGAUGGACAUUUUCGGCAUUACUAUGCCUCUCCUCUAUGGCGAAGGAGGAAAAGCCUUUGUACGAUUACAGCAAGAGAUUAUCAAAGAACACAGAGGGCAAAGCCUGUUGGCUGGGGGUUACAACGAGUCGCCGUUGAUUCGCAGCACGUUCGCUCCAUCGCCAUCCUACUUUAGAAACUUGGACAUGACGGAUUACCCAGGUGAGACUUUCCACCUGAACAACAGAGGGCUCGAAAUAUCACUGCGAAUAUUCCAACUUCCAAACAUCGGUGUUGGAUCGAUUUCGGACAGAUACGAUGUUCACUAUGCAGUGUGGGAGGUUAAUGUUUACCCACGACUCGGUUUCAAGAAUUUCUCAACGCAUCGCCUCUGCUUUCCAUUACUGGCUUCGUCGACUGGUUCAAAGGGGACAAAUGAUGAACAGGAAAUGAUUCAACUUCCUUCUCGACCUGUCGUGAUCAACGCUGGGCACGUCCCUAGAGGAACAGCCCACAGGAAAGUAUUGAUAUUAGGACCUAAGAUUCUCGACUUCUUUCGCAACAACUUCCUCAGGGUGCGCAUACAGUUGACCGAUUUAUACAAAUUCCUUCCAUCGGCGAGGUUGGUGGAAGUGUUUCCACCGGCAGCUAAUAUAGGGUUCGAAUCUAUUCCAGGUGCAUUUGCAACGCUGAGUCUAUCUGUUGGAGCGAACCGCAAUUAUGGCACUCAUAUCUUCCGUUUCUUGGUUCCUGGCAACAUCAGGAGCACGAAUAUGGAAGGAGAUCGAUCAAUGCACUUUGCGGUGAUUCUUGGCCCCUAUUCUGCCGCUGCCGCCACCGAAACCACCUUGGGAAAGCCUGGGCCAGAAGUCAUUGUGUCUGCGAUUGAGUGGAUGGAUCACUCAAAAUCUCCAGAAAGGAAAAGUGACAGACUUCAGGAAGAAGCGAAGCGGUUCUGGUCGCUAGUUGACGCUUUUAUGGCGGGUGUUCCAUUAUUGGAUGCAAAGAUAUGGUUUGACAAGCAAGUUCCCUUUUUUGUCGGUGGAAGGCCGUUGUCAGCGGCAACGACUCUUAAGUCGGGCGUUUUUCUUAAUAAAGAUCGUCCAGAGAUCACUGAAGUUGGGUUUUCUCUGGGAAAAGGCAAGAAUCAGGUUGAUACCAGAUAA
This is a messenger RNA of Colletotrichum aenigma, 1479 nucleotides long. Its product is annotated as Vegetative incompatibility protein HET-E-1. The coding region runs from base 1 to 1479 and encodes 492 amino acids. The transcript has a single exon. The record is from RefSeq and is a predicted model, not a curated record. Lineage: Eukaryota; Fungi; Ascomycota; Sordariomycetes; Glomerellales; Glomerellaceae.